Messenger RNA from Malus domestica (apple), 1553 nucleotides. Its product is annotated as peroxidase 6-like. Gene Ontology annotation, molecular function: peroxidase activity; heme binding. Gene Ontology annotation, biological process: hydrogen peroxide catabolic process; response to oxidative stress. Lineage: Eukaryota; Viridiplantae; Streptophyta; Magnoliopsida; Rosales; Rosaceae. The record is from RefSeq and is a predicted model, not a curated record.
UUUAUUAAAGAGUUGAAAAGUAAACGUGGACCAAAUAACAAUUCCGCUUUGUCAAACAAAUUGUUGGGCCUAUAGACCUAUAAUCAUAGUGCACCAAAAAUGGGGACUUGCUGCGAAAAUAGAGGGAGUAGAAAAUCAUGCCCCCUCGCGAGUCCAACCCAAAUCCAUGCCCAUAGAACAGAGUCGACCGCAUGCAUGCACAGCCCUCCCUUCACCUGUAAUUCCUCUCUUCCACAGAAAACAAUUCGCAACACUCUCUCAUACCUUCUUCUCCCCACCCUCCAUUCCCCACCCCGCACAAACACAAGAAGGAAACCCAACAUACAUUCCCCCCAUUGAUUCCUGCACUUCUCCAUCUCCAACAUCCCUCUCACUACUAACCAUGGCAUUCCAUUCCCAUGCCCUUUUCUCCCUUCUCACCCUAGUGUUUCUCAUUCCCACCCUAACAGUGACCCAUGCCCAACUCUCCGAAAACUAUUACGAGCAAACAUGCCCCAAAUUCCACGAAACCGUCCACCAUGUCGUCGUCGAAAAGCAAAUAGCCACCCCCACUACUGCCGCUGCCGUCCUUCGCCUCUUCUUCCACGACUGCGUCCUCGAAGGCUGUGACGCCUCCCUCCUCAUCGCCUCCAACUCCUUCAACAAGGCGGAGAGGGACGCCGAGAUCAACGCCGCCAUCCCCGGCGACGGCUUCGACAUCAUCACCCGUAUCAAGACCGCCCUAGAGCUCCAGUGCCCCGGCAUCGUCUCCUGCUCCGACAUCCUCGCCGCCGCCGCCCGCAACCUUAUCAACAUGGUCGGGGGACCCCACUACACCCUCCUCUUCGGCCGCAAGGAUGGCCUCGUCUCCCGGGCCGAUCGCACGGAGGGCCACUACGCCAAGGCCAGCAUGACCGUCUCCGAGCUCAUCAACCUCUUCGCCUCCAUCAACCUCUCUGUCCAGGAUCUCGUCGCCCUAAGCGGGGCCCACACCAUCGGCUUCUCCCACUGCAGCGAGUUCGCCAACCGCAUCUUCAAAUUCAGCCCGACGUCGGAGAUUGACCCCGCCCUCAACCGCAUCUACGCUGAGGGGCUGAGGAAGCUAUGCGCCAAUCACACGACCAACCCCGGGAUGUCGGCGUUCAACGACGUCAUGACCCCGGGGAAGUUCGACAACUUGUAUUUCCAAAACUUGCAAAGGGGGCUAGGGUUACUGGCGACAGACCAUGCCCUGGGGACGGAUCCUCGUACGAAGCCGUUCGUGGAUCUCUAUGCCACCAACCAGGCAAAGUUUUUCGAGGAUUUCGCCCAGGCAAUACAGAGGGUCAGCUUGAUGAACGUGAAAACUGGGAAGCAGGGCGAGGUCCGCCGCCGAUGCGACGCCUUCAACGACCUCAAGACUUGAACAACAAGAAAAGAAAACCUCAGCCAAAUUUGAGCUCACCUAUUGCUGUUGUAACCGAUGUAAUUUGUAUUUUUUUAUUUUUUUUUGUAAAGUUUACAAACACGAAAAUGUUGCAUCUCCCAGACAUGUACCUGCAAAUUUUGCAAGCAAUUGAGCGUAUCUUAUGAAA